Molecule: messenger RNA, 795 nt
Organism: Benincasa hispida (wax gourd)
Lineage: Eukaryota; Viridiplantae; Streptophyta; Magnoliopsida; Cucurbitales; Cucurbitaceae
Product: MLP-like protein 43
Biological process (GO): defense response
Source: RefSeq, a predicted model, not a curated record
UGCUUCAUCUUUCUUAUAGACUUAAAAUCUCCUCCAAAUAUCACUUUGUACUCCAAAAACAAAAAUAGUGAAUAUGGGUGUGUAUGGAAAGGUGGAAAUGGCUGUACCAAUCAGAGCUUCAGCUUCGAAGUUUCAUGAAAUAUUCAAGAAUAGACCUCACCAUAUCUCAAAUGUCUCUACUGAUAAAAUACAGGGCGUCGACCUACAUGAAGGCGAGUGGGGCAAAGUGGGCUCGAUCAUCACCUGGAGAUAUUUUCACAAUGGGAAGGCUCGAGCUACAAAAGAGAUCGUCGAAGCAGUUGACGAAGAGAACAAUUCAAUCACUUUCAAAGUAAUUGGGGGAGACCUUACGGAAAAAUAUAAGAAUUUCAAGUUCAACCUCCAUUGUAUUCCGCAGGAUAAAGGAAGUGUGAUUCACUGGUGCUUACAAUAUGAAAAACUGCAUGAUGCAAUUCCAGAUUCACAUGAUAUGCUGGACUUUUGUGUUGAUAUCUCUAAAGAACUUGAUGCUCACCUUUUGGAAAACAAUGGUGAAUCUUGAAUAUGCUGCGAUCGGCAUAGCACAAAAGAUAUCAAUACUCAUUUCUGGAGUGUCACAUAUAAAUAAAUUGGCUUCUAUACUCUAAAUUGGCCAAUAAUUCUCUAUGUAUGUUUUAAUCUAAAUAAAGCAUGUGUAUGUGUGUGAUGUACUUGGGGUCUCUAUAUUAAAUGUUAUCAUAAGUGGGAGAAAUAUAUUCUAAAUGUAUGGAUAUCCUACCCUUUGGAAUGUCAAUAUAAAUAUUCAUUUUCUAUUAA